This is a messenger RNA of Aspergillus bombycis, 1512 nucleotides long. RefSeq names its product UbiD family decarboxylase. The record is from RefSeq and is a predicted model, not a curated record. Lineage: Eukaryota; Fungi; Ascomycota; Eurotiomycetes; Eurotiales; Aspergillaceae. Gene Ontology annotation, cellular component: cytoplasm. The transcript has a single exon. The coding region runs from base 1 to 1512 and encodes 503 amino acids. Gene Ontology annotation, biological process: cinnamic acid catabolic process; ferulate metabolic process. Gene Ontology annotation, molecular function: carboxy-lyase activity.
AUGGACUACACUGCCGCCGCGAAAGACUUCCGCCGUUUCAUUCAAGAGCUGGAAGACGAAGGAGAGCUCCUGACAAUCACCAAAGAAGUCGACCCCAACCUGGAGCUCGCAGCCAUCGUGCGAAAGGUGUGUGAAACUGGAGAGCGAGCCCCGUUGUUCACAAACCCUAAAGGGCGUAAGGACAACGGGUUGUUUCGCGUCAUUGGAGCCUCCAUAGGGUAUAGCAAGCGUCCUGGGAUGCAGCUUUGUCGAUUGGCUAAGUCGCUGGGGCUUCCGUCAUCUGCUACUGGCCAUGAGAUCGUCCACAGGAUCAAUGAGGCCAAGUCAAAGCCUCCAAUCCCAUGUCGGAAACUCGAGUCGGGUCCCGUCAAAGAUCAUAUUAUUCAUGGUGACGAUAUAGAUCUGACACAGUUGCCUGUCCCGCUUUUGCAUGAGCAUGACGGAGGCAAAUUCAUCGAAACAAUGGGCAUGCAUGUCGUACAGAGCCCUGAUGGGAAAUGGACUAAUUGGUCCAUCAGUAGGGGCAUGGUUCACGGCAAGCGUGAGCUGGUUGGCCUGGUGAUCCCAAAACAGGACAUUGGGACAAUAUUCAAUCUUUGGAAGGAGAAAGGCGAAGACAUGCCAUGGGCUGUAUGUUUCGGAGUGCCGCCUGCGGCCAUCAUGGUCGGCGGCAUGCCCAUUCCCAAGUGGACCAACGAGCCGGAAUUCAUUGGUGCCUUAACCGACGCUCCAGUUGACAUUGUUAAGUGCGAAACAAACGAUCUCUGGGUGCCGGCCAAUGCAGAGAUUGUCUUUGAAGGGGUGGUUUCGAUUAGUGAAACUGCUCCAGAAGGCCCCAUGGUCGAAUAUAAUGGCAUGGUUUUCCCCGGGCACAAAACCCAGUGCCCUAUCUUCAAGGUCAACACCAUUACUUACCGCAACGAUCCUAUUCUUCCAAUCUGUGUCGCCGGCCGAGCUCCAGACGAAAAUUCCACCAUCUGGUGCACCAUGCAAGCUGCAGAGGUCCUUAACAUCUGUCAGAAGGCCGGUCUUCCUAUCAAUAUGGUUUGGUGUCCGUUUGAAUCACAUUGCUUGUGGUUUGUUCUUCAGGUGAACCACUCGAAACUUGUGGAAAUGGGCACGAAUAUGGAGGAAUUCUGCCACAAAUUAGGACAUACCGUAUUCGGUUCCAAGCCAGGAUGGUUUAUCCCGAAAAUCUUCUUGGUAAACGACUACAUUGAUCCAACCAAUCUCUCAGAUGUCAUCUGGGCUGAAGCAACACGUUGUGAGCCUGGCAGGCAUGAGUUUAUUUUCACCGAGUAUUCCAACAUCCCCCUCAUACCCUAUGUUACACAUGGCUUGCCGUCCAAGUCCGGAACGAAUGGGAAAGUUGUCAAAUGCUGUAUGCUGCCCAGUGAGUUUACAGAAAAAACGCUACCAUGGAAAGAGGGAUCUUUCCAGGGUGCCUAUCCGGAGGACGUUAAGAAAAAGGUGCUUGAAAACUGGACAGCGUAUGGCUUUGCGCCUUUCUAG